AUGCGCCACAACAUGCAGAUUGUUCUCCUGGGUGUCGCCCUGACACUCUGGGGUUGUGCGCUGCACGUCCACGCUUUCGCCUUCGACCUGGCGGCCACGAAGCGCCGGUGUUUCGUGGAGGAGGUGCCAAGCAGCACGGAGCUGCGCAUUUCUUUUGCAGCGCUGCCAGGGUACGCACAAUUUCUGGACGUCGUCGUGACGGGGCCAGGGGACCAUGUGUACUACACGGCUACCGCACAGGAUCGUGGCAACUUUCAUGAACUAAUCGCAGGGGGAGGGGACUUCACAGUAUGCUUUUACUCCCGGCUGGCGCACGGGGUAAGGUACACCGAGGGAAUGAAGCGCAGCAUUAGCGUGGAUAUUCGUACGGGAAGCGAAAGCAACGAUUACUCGAAGUUGGCCACCAAGGAGAAACUCCGGCCCAUUGAGGUCGAGCUGCGUGUGCUGGAGGACGCAGUGCGCUCCAUUCACUCCGAAUAUCUGUACUACAAGGAAAAGGAGGCAGAGAUGCGCAACGCAAACGAGGCAAUGACGCUCAAGGUGGCGUGGUUCACCGGCAUCAUCAUCCUUAUUUUUGUUCUCUUCUCCUUGUGGGAGCUGCGUCACCUGAAGUCGUACUUCCGUAAGAAGCGUCUGAUUGAUUGA
Molecule: messenger RNA, 645 nt
Organism: Trypanosoma rangeli
Lineage: Eukaryota; Euglenozoa; Kinetoplastea; Trypanosomatida; Trypanosomatidae
Product: COP-coated vesicle membrane protein gp25L precursor
Exons: 1
Coding region: 1-645 (214 amino acids)
Biological process (GO): Golgi organization; endoplasmic reticulum to Golgi vesicle-mediated transport; intracellular protein transport
Cellular component (GO): Golgi apparatus; endoplasmic reticulum-Golgi intermediate compartment; endoplasmic reticulum
Source: RefSeq, a predicted model, not a curated record